Messenger RNA from Aspergillus novofumigatus IBT 16806, 1030 nucleotides. RefSeq names its product thioredoxin reductase glit. NCBI's taxonomy places the organism in Eukaryota, Fungi, Ascomycota, Eurotiomycetes, Eurotiales, Aspergillaceae. The record is from RefSeq and is a predicted model, not a curated record. Bases 149 to 1030 code for a protein of 293 amino acids. Gene Ontology annotation, molecular function: oxidoreductase activity. The transcript is spliced from 4 exons.
UCUGUAGACAAGUGUUUAUAUAGAAGCAUCGGGUUGUACCAACGCUGGUUCGGGACUUGGUCGGGGAUCUGUUACCAUCUUCCUACGUCAUCUAUAUAAUGACGAUCUCCAACAAUCAGACACCAUCUGCUCCACUCACCCGCACAACAUGGCUACAUACGACGCCCUGAUCAUCGGCUCCGGACCGGCCGGUCUCUCCAUCGCUCUGGGGCUAAGCCGUAUCCACCGCCGAGCCGCCAUCUUCACCAAACCCGGCGGCGCAGGCUUCCGCAACGCAGGGGUCCACGAGAUGCACAAUGUCCUGGCACAGGAUACCACCCCGCCAGCGGAAUUCCGGCGCAUCGCAACAGAGCAGAUCAAGGCGUACGGGACGGUCGACUUCCUCGAGGCGGAGAUCGUCGCCAUGAAAGCAUACGCCCAGGACGGCGCAGCCAAUACCUUCCACGUAACGGCCGCCGAUGGCCGGACCUUGCAGGGCCGGAAGCUGGCGUUGGCAAUGGGGUGCAUCGACGUGUUCCCUGAGAUAGAGGGGUAUGCGGAGAACUGGCCGCAGAAUAUCUUCCAGUGUCUGGGGAUAUUGACUUUCCCGCAGCCGAUGUAUGCCCACUUGGCGCAGAUGAUGCUUCUCCUUGUGACGCCUACGUCUGGGCCAGUGACUAUCUUUACGGACGGGCCGGCGGCAGACGAUGAGGCGACGAAGGCUGCAAUGGAGAAGGUCAACGCGCUGCAGUGUAGAGUUGAAACAAGAAGAAUUCUCCGACUGGUGCCUGUGCCUGCGCCUGACAUAGGUGUUAGGGUCGUUCUAGAAGGCGGCAAGGAGUAUAAGAUGGGAUACCUUGCGCACAAGCCGCGGACGAUCCUGGCGGGACUAGACAUGAUUGCACAGCUUGGCUUGGAGAUUGAAGACGACCCGACCCUGGGACAGAGCGUCAAGGUCGAUCAGCUGUUUUCGACGACUGUUGUUGCUAAUGCGAUGGGGAGUGGUAAGUCUCCCUCUCCUGUUUCAUUUACCUUGUUGACAGGCGACUAG